This is a messenger RNA of Xenopus laevis (African clawed frog), 4494 nucleotides long. It is a transcript of the gene ube4a.L, whose product is annotated as ubiquitination factor E4A L homeolog. NCBI's taxonomy places the organism in Eukaryota, Metazoa, Chordata, Amphibia, Anura, Pipidae. Gene Ontology annotation, molecular function: ubiquitin-ubiquitin ligase activity; ubiquitin protein ligase activity; ubiquitin-protein transferase activity. The coding region runs from base 45 to 3269 and encodes 1074 amino acids. Gene Ontology annotation, biological process: protein polyubiquitination; ubiquitin-dependent protein catabolic process; protein ubiquitination. The record is from RefSeq and is a predicted model, not a curated record. Gene Ontology annotation, cellular component: nucleus; ubiquitin ligase complex; cytoplasm. The transcript has 19 exons.
GACUGUCAGUCGGGCGCCCUGACGUCAGAUGGCGCGACCUUACAAUGACGGACCAAGAAAACAACAAUAGCUUUUCAGCCAAUCCUUUCGCUGCCCUCUUUGGGUCUUUGGCGGAGGCUCGUCAGUUUGUGGCAGGUCAGAAAGAGCAACUCGGCCAGCAGACUGAGGAUGAUGCUGGAGAGAGCCAAGACGAGUCAGACAAUAGCGUGUCGGAAAGUCUGGAUGACUGUGAUGACUCCGUGGCAGAAAUCAGUCGAUCUUUCCGGUCCCAGCAGGAGAUCUGUGAGCAGCUAAACAUCAAUCACAUGAUCCAAAGAAUCUUCCUCAUCACCUUGGACAACAGUGAUCCUAGUCUGAAAAGUGGGAAUGGAAUUCCAUUACGUUGUGUGUAUUUGGAGGAACUUUGGUCUGAGCUGGAUGGACAGGACUGGCUUGACAUGGAUAAUGUUGAACAGGCUGUGUUUACCCGACUGCUUCUACCAGAACCAGGAAAGUAUCUGAUUUGUAUGACGUCCUCUGGAGCCCCUAACCUGUCUGCAGAGAGGGAUGCUGGAGAGAAACAAAUUAUCCCAUUCUUAUUUUCCUGUUUUCAGAGAGCAAAGAAAGAGGUCACAAAAGUGCCUGAGAACCUUUUACCAUAUGCUGUACGGUGUAAAGCUCUGGUUGUAUCCAAUGCUCACACUGUUCUACUGACCCCAGAGAUAUACCAUGGGCAGGAUGUUGCUACACAGUUGGUGGACUUGAUGCUAGAAGAACUCCGAGGAGCAAAUUUUGAAGAGGUAACAGAGUUCCUGGAGGAGGUGAUAGAGGCACUUUUGAAAGACGAGGAGGUCCGCUCUUUUAGUGAGGUUUUCCACCCAGUGUUUGAUGUACUCUUGGAGCGCAUACAAGAUUUGGACCUUUGUCAGAUGCUACUCUACACUUACCUUGACCUUCUUCUCUACUGCACUCGGCAAAAGGACAUUGCAAAGGUGUUUGUGGAAUAUAUUCAGCCACAGGACCCUACAAAUGGACAUCAGUAUCAGAAGACUUUAUUGGGUGCCAUCCUUAAUAUCUCAUGUUUGCUGCGCACGCCAGGGGUGGUUGAGAAUCAUGGAUACUUUAUAAGUCCUUCUCGCUCCAGCCCCCAAGAGAUCAAAGUACAAGAAUCUAAUAUACAUCAGUUUAUGGCUCAGUUUCAUGAGAAGAUAUAUCAGCUCCUGAAGAACCUUCUUCAGUUAUCUCCAGAUACUAAGCACCGUAUUUUGUCCUGGCUGGGAAACUGCCUGCAUGCGAAUGCUGGUCGUGCCAAAAUCUGGGCUAGCCAGGUGCCUGAGAUCUUCAUGCAAACCUAUGCAUCUGACAGUUUCUUCCUGAACUUUGGAGCAGCCUUACUUCGCCUCUGUCAACCAUUCUCUAAGCCACGAUCUGCACGUCUGUUGACCUUUAACCCCACCUAUUGUGCUCUAAAAGAAAUCAAUGAGGAGGAACGCAGAAGCAGAAAUAUGCACAUGAAAGGGCUAGAUAAGGAGACUUGCUUGAUACCAGCUGCUGCGGACCAGCAGCCUGACUUUCCUGAGAACUUCAAUUUGGUGACAGAAAACUUGGUGUUGACACAAUACACAUUGCACUUAGGCUUUCAUAGGUUACACGAGCAGAUGGUUAAGGUCAACCAGAGCCUGCAUCGGCUUCAAGGAGCAUGGAGGGAUGCCCAGCAGAGUGGUAGCCCCACAGCUGAGAAUCUCAGGGAACAGUUUGAGCGCCUUAUGACCAUUUAUCUAUGUCUAAAAACAGCUUUGAGUGAACCCCAAAUGCUUCAGAACUGUAUUCACUUACAAGUAUCAACUGCACUGCUUUUAGUGCAGAUUGCAUAUGGCAACAAAGGCACAGAACCAGUGGCCCUCUCUUUUCCUAUGCCCAAUAUACAGCACAGUGCUCUGGCAUAUGUACCAGAAUUCUUUGCUGAUAAUUUGGGGGAUUUCUUCAUAUUCCUACGUCGAUUUGCAGAUGAAGUUUUGGAAACUGCAGCAGAUUCCUUAGAGCGAAUUCUUGAUUUUAUCACUGUUUUUACUGGUAGUGUGGAGAGAAUGAAGAACCCCCAUUUGCGGGCAAAGCUUGCAGAGGUCCUAGAGGCAGUGAUGCCACAUCUGGAACAGGUGCAGAACCCCCUGAUUUCUAGUGUGUUCCAUCGGCAGCGUAUCUUCUGUUCAUACCAACAUGCCCCACACUUGGCGGAGGCCCUCAUUAAGGUGUUUGUUGACAUUGAAUUCACAGGGGACCCCCAUCAGUUUGAGCAGAAGUUUAAUUAUCGUCGGCCAAUGUAUCCCAUACUAAAAUACAUGUGGGGAAGAGACAACUACAGACAAAGUAUAAAGAACUUGGCUGACUAUGCCUCUGAAAAUCUGGAAGCAGUGAACCCACCUCUCUUCUUACGUUUCCUUAAUCUCCUCAUGAAUGAUGCUGUAUUUCUGCUGGAUGAGGCAAUCCAGUAUCUGAGCAAGAUUAAAGUCCUGCAGAUAGAAAGGGACCGAGGUGAAUGGGAUGGACUGAGCCCUGAGAACCGGCGGGAGAAGGAGUCUAACCUCCUUAUGUUUGGCCAGUUGGCCCGGUUCCAUAAUAUCAUGUCAAAUGAGACCAUUGGAACCUUGGCCUUCCUUACUUCAGAUAUACGUUCUCUGUUUGUUCAGCCAUUUCUUGCUGAUCGAACUAUUUCCAUGCUCAACUACUUCCUGCAGCAUCUUGUCGGGCCUAAGAUGGGGGCCUUGAAGGUGAAAGAUUUCAGUGAGUUUGACUUCAAGCCACAGCAGUUGGUGUCUGACAUCUGCACAAUCUACCUAAAUCUCGGGGAAGAGGAGAAAUUCUGUGCCUCUGUACCUAAGGACGGCCGCUCGUAUUCACCCAUGCUUUUUGCUCAAACUGUGCGGGUACUAAAAAAGAUAAAUAAGCCUGGAAAUAUGAUUGUGGCAUUCACCAAUUUAGCUGAAAAGAUCAAGUCCUUGGCAGACCGGCACCAACAGGAAGAAGAAACAUUUGCUGAUGCACCUGAUGAAUUCUUGGACCCCAUUAUGAGUACAGUCAUGUCUGACCCAGUAAUUCUACCCUCCUCCCGUGUUACUGUGGAUAGGUCAACUAUUGCCCGACACCUUCUGAGUGACCAGACUGAUCCUUUCAACCGCAGUCCUCUAACCAUGGAUCAGAUCAAACCAAACGUUGAAUUAAAAGACAGGAUACUUCACUGGCUAGCCCAACGAAUGCAGCAGAGUGAGAACCUUGGCCAUGGAUCACUAUAGACAGACUUACAUAACGGAAAUGGAUAUUUCAGCUUCCUUUUAUAAUGAUAUCAAUACUAAAGACAAGCUUGUCGUUCAGUUGCAAGCAAAGACUAUCAGCCAACAACUUGUUUUCUAUCCACAUUAAAUACAUGUAUGCAAAAAUUCUGUGAACUACUAAAUCGAAGACUGGGGAUUUCCAGAAAAAGACUUCUUAAUUAGGUAUCUGUAAGUAGUGAGUCAACCAGUGUUUCUGCUGCUAGUCUUAUCAAUAACAGGCAUUGUUAGCUUUGUAAUAUAGUGGCCUGCUAAUAAUCCUGGGGAUGAAUUGAGGGUAUUCUCUGUAUCAUUUGCCCUGUUAUGUGUCUCUUUGCUUUGGAGUUAAAAUGCUAAACUCCUAUUUUCUUGCCCUAUACACCACCACCUACUUUUUUUGGCUUUCUCCAGUUCAUUGCAGCACAUACCAAAAUGAUAUGUGUAAGAUGCUUGCUUGGGUUGUAACUUACAGGGUGCAUGCCCCAUGAACAUGUAGACUAUUUGUUGAACAGUUGGUACAUAUUUAUGUUUGUAUGUAGUGGAUACGCUCAAGAGAUGCAAGAUCAAUACGAUGCAUGUGGAAGCCACCAUGUCAAUGUUUAAACUCAGUGACUAUGCCAACUCGUGGCCCCUAGAGAAGUAGUAGACUGAUCAGUCAGCAAUUCACCAAUGUGAAUAGAUGGAUUGUAUUGAACCAGCCAAUGUGCUAAUAAGUUAUGUGACUGUGCAAAAGUACUGGUCCCUUUCAAUUCAUGGUUGGAUGAUGGUCCAUACCUAAGUCAUUUGGGUUCAAUAUGGUUUUUGUUUUCUAUUUUGGUUAAAUUACUGAGGAUUCCCUACAGUAUGAACUUCCAAAACACACAGAAGCUAGGCCCCCUACACACACAUGCAUACUGUUCAGCCAAAAAAGCCUGUAUGUGCACAAAUGUAAUCCCUUUUAUGAUUUAUGGCCCAAGCUUUUAGUAUUAUACACCUUGUUUCCUGGCCCACAUUGAUAAAGACCCUCUAAAAUAUCUGAUCGAUGUUUCACUUGCAGUUUCUUCUAUUAUUUCUUAUGCAAAAAUUCGGAAGUCCUAAUUGUUUGCACACAAGCCAACCGCAGCAAAGCUGAGCCUAUAAAUUAUAGAGAUAUAAAUCUCUCCUUUGAUUUCAAUCUGCAGAGAUGUUAAUGUAUGGUAAUCCAAAGAUUAAUAAAUAUUAAAACAAUAAA